CCCCGCCUCCAAACUAUUCAAAGGAAACAAGAGAAAUUGUAGCUGGCUCCACGCUGAAGCUCCAAACUCGGUCAGCAUCUCCCUCGGCAGGUUUCAGACUCUGUGGGAGGACACCAAGAAAGUUAUUUUUACUUUUUUCAGUUUUCAUUUUCAACAACAAUGACGUUCAGGAGGCUGAAGAAGGUGAACUCCAAUGGACCGGACAGCGGUCCCGCAUCUCAAGACGACAUUUAUUUCCCUUCGUCAAAGUCGGACAGCUGCAGGACUAUGGACACACCGAGCAACUCCUCGGAGGUUUACAACUACAAGACCCUGGCUUACUCCGGGGGGACGCUGCCCAGAAACUACAAAAAGGGUGGCGGCUUACAGAAGUGGAAACCCCUUACGCAGACGCCAGAACCACAAAGGAAGGUGGUGGUCCUGGAGAAAAAAGAAGAGGAGGCAUUUGGUUUUGAGAUUCAGACUUACGGUCUUCACCAUCAGGACCAAAACUCUGUAGAGAUGUGUACAUUUGUGUGUAAGGUCCACAAUGACAGCCCGGCUCAGCAAGCAGGACUUAAAGUUGGGGAUACCAUCGCAAGUGUGAACGAAGCCACCGUGGAGGGGUUUCGACACAAGGAAAUCGUUCAGCUCAUCAGAGCCAGUGGGAACUCGCUCAGGCUGGAGACGGUUUACAGUGACUCAAUUCGAAAAGCUGAACUAGAGGCCCGGCUGCAGUAUCUAAAGCAAACGCUGCAUGAGAAAUGGGAUGAAUAUCGCUCACUGAUGGUGCAGGAGCAGCGCCUUGUUCAUGGUAUAGUAAUGAGUGACGCUGCCUUGUAUGAGUCCCUGGAGUCAGCCGGUGUGUACGGCAGCCUCGGCGCUCCUAGCCCUGCGCUUCAGAGAGCCCUGCACUGCACAGGCAGCACCAGCAGCAGCGCCAGCUUUCUCAGCACGGCCACCGAGGAUGACCCUCUCUACCAAACCUGCAUAUAUCAGGCGGAUGGCAGCGUGGACUCUGACAGUGCAGAAAAAAAGAAAGAACAGUUACCGAAGCUGCAGCGCCUCCGGCCGACCAGCGAGUUCUUUUCAACGCCCAAGACGCAGCUGACCCGCAGCGCCAGCACUCGCAGCUACGUCAAAGGAUCUUCGUCAUCCGUUCCAGGGGAGAAGCCGGGAGCCACGCUGCAGAGGAAGCCCAAACAGAAAAGCUUCCGCAGACGCCUCCUCAAAUUCAUCCCCGGCUUGAACCGACCACUGGAGGAGGAGGAGAGCAAACUGUGAGCGGCAAACUGUUCACAGACAGCAGAACUAAAGACUUAAAGUAAUAAUUACUGCCAAACUAAAGUGCCAAAGAAAACAGCAAGCAGCCCCAAAGAGUGAAGAAUUUAAGACCAAAGUGUAUUGGUUCUGUAGUUGCACCUCUUCCUGUUUAAAUGGGUAGACCAAUGGACAUUUAGCUACAUUCGGUAGCAUUCAGUGUUUUAUGGCUGUACAUAAGUUGUUUUUUUUGUUUGUUCUAAGUUAUUUAUUUAUUUUUGCAUGUUCAGUUUAUGUUCAGAAUGAAGGAUGUCCCAGUUUGUACUGCAUGCACAAGUUUAAUUUUGACAGCUGAAUAAAACACCAAUGAUCAUUGUAA
Messenger RNA from Neolamprologus brichardi, 1618 nucleotides. It is a transcript of the gene tamalin, whose product is annotated as trafficking regulator and scaffold protein tamalin. Gene Ontology annotation, molecular function: protein binding. The record is from RefSeq and is a predicted model, not a curated record. NCBI's taxonomy places the organism in Eukaryota, Metazoa, Chordata, Actinopteri, Cichliformes, Cichlidae.